UGAGGAGGGUCGCAUACUUCGUUGACGGUCGCUCGCUUAGUGAACUCCAGCUCUUGCUCUGAACAAUGCAUGCUUAGUAACUAACUUUAAAGUAUGCUUUAAAGUUAAGUUACUGAGCUAGUUAAAGUAAAGUACACAUGCUUUAAAGUAAGAAAUGCUAGUGUAAUGGGCUGAAAUGCCUGGAAAGCGAUAUAAUGAGUAAAGAAGAUUUUUAAACGCAGUCGUAUUCGAUAAAAUACCGCUCGAGAAGGAUUACAGGAUAAUCUGCAUUGUCGGUGGAAAAUACAAAGAAAAUGCUCGUUAUUAAUCACGGUUGAUAUUAUUCAAUUGCAAUAAUAUCGCAUCCCUCGUUUUGCUGAUCAUGUCCGUUGCAAGUGAACAAGAUUCCUCGGUUGUGUCUGACGGGUGCCGUCUGCUGGACAAUCACCUGUACCAGUUAAUUCAGUUCGAUAGAGACGAUAGCGAGAGAAUCGUGCGCGAGAAAAGCAAGCUGGAGGAAAGUGUCGACGGUCAGAGUCUUGCGGCUGGCUGGGCGCGCGAGAACAGUUUCCUGAGACGAGGCAUCGCGAACUAUACCAUCGACGACGCGCUUCAGGACGAAAAAAUUCGGACGCUCAAACUGGGCGGCCACGUGGGCUUUGACUCCUUGCCCGAGCAGCUGGUCUCUAAAGCGACUCAGAAUGGCUUCACCUUCAACAUACUCUGUAUUGGCGAGACGGGCAUGGGCAAGUCUACUCUCAUGGACACGCUCUUCAACACGAGCUUCGAGUCCACACCGGCGACGCACAGCCUGCCCGCUGUCAAGCUCAAGUCUCACACUUACGAGCUGCAGGAGUCCAACGUCCGUCUUAAGCUGACCAUCGUAGAUACAGUUGGCUACGGUGACCAAGUGAACAAGGCAGACAGCUUCACUGCUAUCGUCGACUACAUUGACAAGCAGUUCGACGACUACCUUCAGGAGGAGCUCAAGAUCAGACGCUCCCUCAACACCGCGCACGACUCCAGGAUACACGCGUGUCUUUAUUUCAUCUGCCCCACUGGACACGGUCUGAAGAGCAUUGAUUUGGUGUGCAUGAAGAAGCUGGACUCUAAGGUCAACAUCAUCCCGAUCAUUGCGAAGGCUGACACGGUCUCCAAGGUGGAGCUAUCGCGCUUCAAGGCUCGCAUCACACAGGAGAUCAAGAGUAAUGGCAUCCAUCUCUACCAGUUCCCCAUUGACGACGAAACAAUUGCCAAGACGAACUCUGAGAUGAACGCCCAGAUGCCGUUCGCGGUGGUGGGCAGCACCGACUUCGUGCGCGUGGGCAACAAGAUGGUCAGGGCACGCCAGUACCCUUGGGGCACCGUGCAGGUGGAGAGUGAGAGUCACUGCGACUUCACGAAGCUGCGUGAGAUGCUAAUCCGCACGAACAUGGAAGACAUGAGGGAAGUGACGCACUCCUGCCACUACGAGCUUUACAGAAAGAGGAUGUUGGAGCAGAUGGGCUUCAGCGACGUCGGCGAGAACAACCAGCCCAAGAGCUUCCAGGAGACGUUCGAACAGAAGCGAGAAGAACAUCGCGCUGAGCUCCAGAAGAAAGAAGACGACAUGCGCCAGAGCUUUGUGCUCAGAGUCAAGGAGAAGGAGACCGAGCUCAAGGAAGUCGAAAAAGAGCUGUACACGAAAUACGACCAGCUGAAGCGUGAGCACGCCGAGGAGAAGAAGCGCUACGAAAUGCUCAAGAAUCGCCUUGAAGAGGAACGAAGUGAGUUCACCAAGCGUCGCGCCCAACUCGUCACCAACGCCCACCACCACACCCUCACGCUGGGCAAGAGUAAGAAGAAGUGAGGCAUCGCUUCCCCUAUUCUGGGGCUACGGGGGCAACAACGUCACGAGAUGGGAACGAUGCAAAAUUCCAGUGCACUUCUGCAUUGUUAUGACACAACGGUUACAAACCCAGAGGCUAGGUUGAACCAUACAGGUGCAACCGUAAAUUCAGCUGAUGUAUCAGGGCAACUUGGAAAUUCAGCUAAAGGUUCACAAGAGUUUAUUGGUGGGAGCAGCGAUGUGACACUUCAGAUAAUGUCUGGAAGUAAUAACGAUGUUUGUGAUGGCGAGUACAGUGACGUUAGUGAUGUUGACAGCGGGCUGGUUGAUGGCGGCAGUCCACUUUUAGGAUUCGAAAAGAAGUGUGCGCCUCGCGAGCAUUUCGAUGAGGCGCUCAACAACAACGAAAACGUGUGGGUGAAGCAGGACCAAAUUUUCCGACCCGUAAGUGUGGGCUGUGCACUCAACACGGAAGAGCUCGGCUCCCUCAUUAAUCAAAAGAAAGAGAAAAAGAAGAAAAGUUGCUUGAAAGUCCCUCGCACGAAGUGGGAAAGUGUCAAAGAGGGUAAAAAAGAUGGCUUCCAUAUUUGUGGGUUUUUCAAGUUCAGUUAUUAGGGAAUUUUGUGAACACGGAAUUUGUAAUUAGCUAUGCAAGAAUUGAGACUGGGCUAGCGAAUGACGUGUGUUCACGGCACAAAAGAUGGCAACGCUAAUUUUUUUAAAAUGCUUAAUUGUUCAAUAUUCUUGACACUCUUGUGUAAAUUUAUUGCUUUCCUGUUUCAUCAGUAACAUAAUGCAUGCAUUUCAGCAGCAGUGAUCACUUGCUUUGUGAUAAGACUAAUAUGAAUUUAUCGUAAUUGCUCUGCCUGCGCCAUGCCAUAUCCUUUCAUUCUGAGGUGUGCCCUUGUAGUACUUUCUCUCAAGUCUCAAGCUUGCCAAGGUUUAGAUCAUAAACGUUAUCCUAGCGUAGGUUAUCCAGGCAAACUUUUUUUUUUAACGUGAUGUUGGAUAGAGUUCUCGAAUUGUUGACUCUCACUUCUAACUAACAUCUUAGAACGAGUUGAGAUAGUCGUAAGAAUUUGUUGUACCGCAACCUCAGUUAUUGUGCUGGUAGCUCGUAGCUUACCGUGGGAUUGCAAAUGUGCAUCCGAGUUUUGUUUGUGCUUUGCAUGUGAAUCUCUGCUGGCUUCUGUCUGUACUCUUAGUUUAUGUUAGUGUUGUUGAAAUUUUAUUUUGUAGGAAUUACAGUCUUCUCCGCUGCCAAGGUGCAUACUUCUUUCACAACCGUAUUUUCGAUGAUAGUUAUUUGUCGUUCACACUUUUAUUAUCGUAAACAUGUCAGAUACACUUCUGGAUGAAGUACUGUUGAUGAUUUGUAAUUUCCAAAAGUUAAUGUAAUGUAAAUCUAAAAGUUGAAAAUUUUCAUGUCGGAAGUAAGCCUGUCAAAUUUCUUAGUUUGAACAGAGUUGUCAAGUUGCACUUUAUGAUCUUGUAAAUGUUGCCGUCUCACUUCAGAAGACACAUCGUAUCAAUUCAAUUCAAUGAAUCAAUUAAUUGAGUAAUUUAAGGAUCCCUUGACUUCAUGAUGGCGUCUAAGAUUCAGAGCUAAAUUUAAGUUUGCCUUUUGUUCUGUUCAGGGCCAUUUUAGUGCUAACAUCAACAAAUUGUGUGAACAGAUGCUCACUUUGCAUGCAAGUCGGUUAAAAGCUAGUCAAGGCUGAUUAUCACUUACAUUAUUCCUUGAAGGAAUAUUUGCAUAAAAACUUCCCUGAAACAUAGUAUGAAUAUUUGGCGCUUGUUCCAAAAGAAUAUUUCAGUAUUAGUAGUGAAAUACUUCAGACGGCUUGAAUUAGUCCCAGAAUUUUGAUGAAUUUCACUGCUGUUAGGGGACUAGUUGAGAAUUUCGUCAGUUACUUUUUCCAACACAUCUUCCGAUCAAAGUAUUUUAAAAAUAACUUCUCUUCUGCUAUCAAUAUUUUUACGUUGAUUCGAUACUCUACCCAGGCGUCUCCUCCAUGGGUUUUGCUAUUCACCUAAUUUUCUCAUUCUUAUUCUGUUGUUAUUAUAUAAGUAAUGACAAAAUACUAUACAAUCAAUUCCUGUAAUUGUUUUGGAAUACAGUUCACGCGAUUAAUUUCUUUGUCGCCUCUUGAGAUUGCUGUCAACGCAGGUUACAUUGUGUCUACCAUCACCAUUAGUCUAUCUUCAGAGAGUAGUAACAAACGAGAUAGUAAGUUUUAUUGGAGAAAGUCUCCAUUCUUUGAUAGGUCAGCCAUUGAGCACCAAAGAUCAUUUUUACUGAACUAAUCACCGCUUAACUAACACUCGUUUUAGGUUGUAUUUAAGGUAUUUUUAUAUUAUAUUCCAUUACGAAUAUUCAAGAGUUCUCAGUACAUUAUGGCUUCUU
Hyalella azteca is the source of this 4214-nucleotide messenger RNA. RefSeq names its product septin-2 (gene Septin2). Lineage: Eukaryota; Metazoa; Arthropoda; Malacostraca; Amphipoda; Hyalellidae. Gene Ontology annotation, cellular component: cell division site; septin ring; microtubule cytoskeleton. Gene Ontology annotation, biological process: cytoskeleton-dependent cytokinesis. The transcript has 9 exons. Gene Ontology annotation, molecular function: molecular adaptor activity; GTP binding; GTPase activity. The record is from RefSeq and is a predicted model, not a curated record. Bases 362 to 1828 code for a protein of 488 amino acids.